Schistosoma mattheei is the source of this 1218-nucleotide messenger RNA. The record is from the annotation of a GenBank genome assembly. Lineage: Eukaryota; Metazoa; Platyhelminthes; Trematoda; Strigeidida; Schistosomatidae.
AUGGCACUUGAACCAGUAGUAAUUAGUCUUCGCAGAGCAACAUCAGAUAAAUCCUGGGGAUUUGUAUUACAAGGUGGUGUUGAUCAAGGCUUGCCAGUAUUUGUCCAUAAAGUUACACGUAAUGGAAUAGCUCAUAAGUCUGGACUUGAACCUGGAGAUGUAAUAUUGAAAAUAUGCGCAACUCCGAUCACUGGGAUGAUACAUGCCCAAGUGAAAGCUGAAAUUUUAAGAGCUGGUAACGAUUUAGAUUUUAUGGUUAAAAAACGUGAUUUCAAUGUGGUUGCAUAUAAUCAAACAAUGCAACAAAUUGCUGCUUCUAAUCGACCAAUUGAUGUCGCUUCAAAUUCACCUGAACCACGUGCUGAAAUAGUUGAAGAACAUUUAUGGCGACAUGGUGGUCCAACAUUUAAAAAUGUUCAACCAAAAUCAUAUAAAAUCCUUGAACAACAAUUACCGCAAUCAAGUAUGGGAGGUCCUGCACCGGGUUCUGUAUUCGAUCGUAGUAUGGAUGAACGAUCACCAUAUUUACAAGCUACUGAGCAAACUAUUCAAAAAGCUUAUGGCGAGUCCUAAGUCUACAAAUUAACAGCUAAAUACACAUUUUCUUUUCUCAUUGUUCCAAUUAAACAUGCUGUGCCAUAAUCACCUGUCUUUAUAAUAUGUUCAUUCAUCUGCUUGAUGUAUUUAGAUAUUAAACUUUCUAUUUAUAUUAAAUUAUUGCUAACACUAUUACUGAUGGCAUUACAUCAUAUAAUAAACCAUAUUACUCGCACCUUUUCCCCCUAUUUUCCUUUCUGUCUAUCUUUCUGUUCCCCAAUCUAUUAACUAUCUAAAUAGAUUAAAUUGUCUCUACUAUGAAAGAUUAACAUCUUUACAAAACAGAUAGAUAUGAAUACCCUUAAAAAGGAAAUACAAAUAAUUAAUUUUCCUUCUAUUUUAUUUUUUAUACCUUAAUCUUAUUUGCUCUUUCAGUCUUCCUGCCUACACUAUAAAAAGAAAACUUACUAAAGUUUCCUAGCUUAACGCCUGUUUUAGUAAAGGUAAUCGUUUUAAUAUUGGAUAAAUUGUAUUUGAAAUGUAUGUUCUUUAGUAAGAUGCAAUACUUUACCAUGUAUGAUAUAAGACAAACAAUAAAAUUGUAAGAAUUAAUUAUUUUGGGAUGGAUUCCUUGGAAAAAAAGGUAAACUAUGCCAGUAAAUAUAGUUAUUAUCAUUAGAU